AUGGUACUCAUCUGGGUGAUACCCGGACUGACUCUGCCCACACCCCCUCCACCUAAAAGGAAGGCUAAUAACCCGGUUGUCAUCACACCAAUCAACAACGUAACCGGGACCAUCAUAGAAGCCACUGAUAGGAUAUCAAUCAAAUCUGCCGAAUGGACACUCAUCACAUUUUUUGAUCUCAGUCAGCUGGCCCGAGAGAUCAAGACGGAAGUGGCAGAAAUCCAAGAUGCUGAUCAGUUAAUGCAUCAUCAACGGCAAAAACGCGGAGCACUGAACAUCGUUGGAAAUAUCGCGAAUGGGCUGUUCGGAGUACUCGAUGAUCAGUACGCCAAACGGAUGGAAGAAAUUAUUGGUAAACUAAGAACCCAAGAAAGCAUCACGCAUAAAAUAGUAGAGAACCAGACGUCAGUUCUGGAUACCACCAUCAACAUUAUGCGGAGUACGACGAUCGAAACGCAGAAGAGGAUGCAGGACCUAGAAGCCAUCCUGGCCAGAAUCAAGGUGAGAAGCCAUGCGGCUGAUCGGUAUCUGCCACAUGCAGUUUCAGAGUUCGUCGUCGUGGCAAGUCACAUUCGUCGAGUUCAGGAUGCUGUCCCUGCAUUGGUGUCGGUAGAACAAGUGAAUCAGGUGAUCACAAAAAUACAAACACACCUUCCACCGGGAAGACGAUUACCCAUCACAAUCGAAGAAGACGAAUUCACAGUAUAUCGGAUGGAGUCAAUUCCACAAAUAACGAGAGAAGGCCUGGUGAUAACCAAGACGGAAACAAAAUAUCUAGCAGUCGAUGAUCAUCGGAAACUUUGCGAUCAAUCAAGAACACCUCAGUCAGUGUAUCAGCGGGACGAACGGAAAUAA
Drosophila ananassae is the source of this 855-nucleotide messenger RNA. RefSeq lists its product as uncharacterized. NCBI's taxonomy places the organism in Eukaryota, Metazoa, Arthropoda, Insecta, Diptera, Drosophilidae. Bases 1 to 855 code for a protein of 284 amino acids. The record is from RefSeq and is a predicted model, not a curated record. The transcript has 3 exons.